Molecule: messenger RNA, 4826 nt
Organism: Petromyzon marinus (sea lamprey)
Lineage: Eukaryota; Metazoa; Chordata; Hyperoartia; Petromyzontiformes; Petromyzontidae
Product: kinesin light chain 1-like
Biological process (GO): microtubule-based movement
Cellular component (GO): kinesin complex; cytoplasm
Molecular function (GO): kinesin binding
Source: RefSeq, a predicted model, not a curated record
CGGCGCGAUGACGUCACGACGGCAGGCGGAGGGCGUGGAACGAGGAGGUGGUGUUUGGUGCUGGCGGUGACAUGAGCCGCGGUGCGACUCUCGGCAACGUUUGAAGCCGCCCUCGCUGCGUGUGCGACGACGAGGUGACGUGAGGAGGAGACGACGACGAGGAGGAGGAGGAGAAGGCGGCGAGGGAGAGAGGGGACGCGGAGCGAGUUGUGACAAACCCCGGCAGCGUUCGCCGCGGCGUUUGGAGAGGCAGCGGCGGUGGGGGGCGCCGCGCGGUUCGAGACGACCUGACGAGGCUGUGACUUGUGACGCGGGCAGGCCGGCCGGGGGGUGGGGGGGCCACCACCAUGUCCACGCUGCUGUCCCCCAAGGAGGGGAAGGAGGGCAAGGUAGAGCGCCUCUCGCAGGAAGAGAUCAUCUCCGGCACCAAGACGGUCAUCCAGGGCCUCGAGGCUCUCAAGCAUGAGCACGACUCCUACCUGCAGAGCCUCGGUGACACGCUGGGAUGCCUGAAGGAGGGCUCGGAGAGUGCCCUCGUGCAGGAAAAGGCCAACAUCCUCUGCAAGUCCGUCGAGAUGAUUCGCCUGGGGCUCGGAGAGGCUCAGGUGAUGGUGGCGCUGACGAGCCACCUGAACGCAGUGGAGUCGGAGAAGCAGAAGCUGCGGGCGCAGGUGCGGCGCCUGUGCCAGGAGAACCAGUGGCUGCGCGACGAGCUGGCCAACACGCAGCAGAAGCUGCAGCGCAGCGAGCAGGCCGUGGCGCAGCUCGAGGAGGAGAAGAAGCACCUGGAGUUCAUGAACCAGAUGAAGAAGUAUGACGACGACAUCUCGCCCUCGCAAGAGGAGAAAGUGUCAGAGCCCUGCAAGGAGCCUCUGGAUGACUUGUUCCCCAACGAGGAGGAUGAACAAGAGCAAGGCCAGCCCAGCCACAACGCGGUGAACAGCGCGGCGGCGGCAGCGCAGCAGGGCGGCUACGAGAUCCCGGCGCGGCUGCGCACGCUGCACAACCUGGUGAUCCAGUACGCGUCGCAGGGCCGCUACGAGGUGGCCGUGCCGCUCUGCAAGCAGGCGCUCGAGGACCUGGAGAAGACGAGCGGCCACGACCACCCGGACGUGGCCACCAUGCUCAACAUCCUCGCUCUCGUCUACAGGGAUCAAAACAAAUACAAAGAGGCAGCGAGCCUUCUGAACGAUGCUCUGGCCAUCCGAGAGAAGACCUUGGGCAAGGACCACCCGGCGGUGGCCGCCACACUCAACAACCUGGCGGUGCUGUACGGCAAGCGGGGCAAGUACAAGGAGGCGGAGCCGCUCUGCAAGCGGGCCCUGGAGAUUCGGGAGAAGGUGCUGGGCAAAGUGCAUCCGGAUGUGGCCAAGCAGCUGAACAACCUGGCGCUGCUGUGCCAGAACCAGAGCAAGUACGAGGAGGUGGAGCACUACUACCAGCGCGCGCUCGACAUCUACCAGAGCCAGCUGGGCCCCGACGACCCUAAUGUGGCCAAGACCAAGAACAACCUGGCCUCCUGCUACCUAAAGCAGGGCAAGUACAAGGAGGCCGAGGGCCUCUACAAAGACAUCCUGACUCGCGCGCACGAGAAGGAAUUUGGCUCCGUCGACGGUGAGAACAAGCCGAUCUGGAUGCACGCGGAGGAGAGGGAGGAGCAGAGCAAGGACAAGGGCAAGCACAAGGAGAGUCCUCCCUAUGGGGAGUACGGGAGUUGGUACAAGGCCUGCAAGGUGGACAGCCCCACGGUGGGCACGACGCUGAAGAACCUCAGCGCUCUCUACCGGCGGCAGGGCAAGCUGGAGGCGGCCGAGACCCUAGAGGAGUGUGCCGCUCGCUCCCGUCGCCAGGGUGUGGACGUGAUCCGCCAGCCGCGUGUGGCUGACAUCCUGAAUGAUGGUGAGCAGGACAAGCGGCGGAGCCGCGAGAGCCUCAACGUCGACAACGUCACCGUCAAGUAUGAGAGCGGCCGCGAUGGCGGGGAGGAGGUCAGUAUGGGCGUCGAGUGGAAUGGGGACGGCAGCGGAGCCAUGCGACGCAGCGGCUCCUUCAGUAAGAUCCGGGAAACGAUCCGCAAAGGCAGCGAGAAGCUCGUCCGCAAGCUCAAGAGCAAUGGGAGCGAGCCCAAAUACUCGGGAAUGAAGAGAGCCAGCUCGCUCAACACUCUCAACCUGCCCACUGUGGAGGUCACCUUCCAGCCGGAUAACAGUCUGAUGGAGUCGAAGGGCCUCAGCUCCAGCAACCUGGACCUCACGAGCUGACCCUCGCCAAGACGGACCGCACCGUGUCGUGCGCUGGGAGGGGGCAGCCCGCGAGCUCUGCUCCUGCCUGGGUCCAGCAACGCGCAACCCGGCGACGCGGAGUUGCUCGAGAGCUCCGCCGACUACGCCUGGGUGCCCACGUGGGGCCUGAUCGAAAUUCUCAUGGCGCUAGAACUGAUUGUUUUACGCGCCAGGAAUAGCGCCGCUAAGCACUAGGUUGUUGUUGUUGUUUUUUUACUUCGUGCUGUAGCAAGCGCGCAGCUUUAGAACAAAGCCACUAUCAUGACCGACGACUCGAUAUUUGUUCCAGAAAUAUAAGGCUGCGUUAUUGGACGUUACGUGCUGAUGUAUACGGUUAUAUAACUCGCAAACAUGUAUUUGCCAAGAACAGGCACUUGCGAUUUCAUUCGGUAUUUUAAUUAUUUCUAAGCAUCAACCAAAAACUACUAGUCGCAGCUGUAAUUAUGGUAUCGUUAAGAUUAGCUAAUUUAAGCUGUUUAUGAUGAUUUUUGCUGCAAAUGCUGGGCUGAUGGGCUUGUAAUAUCCUGUGGAAGAUAAUACAUGUUACAAGAUUUGCUGCGUAGAUGUUGCCAAGGUGCAGUAGUCAAUUGGCAUAGGCAGUUGGAUCAUACAAAUAUUUGGCUUACUCCUGGCAUAAUUAAAACUUGGUGAAAAUAUUUGAAUCUUUAUUUAAAACUACUGUCGAGUUUGUGAGACCUUUUAUUAACCGCCAUAGAGUGUUGGCUUUAAUAACACGACAAACCGUAUAGAAUUCGUUUUUAUAAUCAAAUCUAUUUAGCGUAAAAUCAUUCAAUGUCCCUUAGAGGACCACAUUGGAAGAGACUGCCUAUUGCAGUGUAUCUGCACGCAAGAGAUGGAGCCAUACGCUUUGCCUACUUUUGCAAAAUCCCAGAUAAUUAUAUGAUCCUAGGAGUUUGACUCUUCACAAGACAGCAUUGCAUCAGCGUAAAUAAGCACAGGUCAGCUAUUGUAUUAUUUAAUUGAUAAUGCACGUAAUUUAAGUUUGCGUCUGCAGCAUAUUUGCCAUGGACUUAUUUUAAAUGAUCUUUACAUCCUUGUUUGCAGACCAGGUUUCCCUUUGGAGGAUUACUGGGGUUUCGGUGACGUGUUAUGAUCUGUGCAGUGUUGGGAGAUACACAAAGGCACAUGUGUCGGUUUACUUUCUCAGUUUUACCAAAUUCAGCUAUGCUUGUUCUUUGAUAGUAAAAUAUAUACCCUCACCUCAUAGCUUGGAAUAAAUAAAAAUACACAAGCCAAUCACUUUAGCCCAUUUGCAUGGCCUGGGGACGUUUAACUGUAGCACAUUGACGAGACUACUGGGCGAACAUUGCCAACGCGUGUGUGUGGAAGGUUACGAUGGCGAGCGGUGUUUUUUUGUAAUUAAUAAUAAGCUGUUACAGUCGUGGUGUAUUUCGGCACUUUUGAGAUAUGACGUUUCGCGUGCAUGCUUGAAACGGGCAUCUCUUUGUCGACGGUGCGGUGGCGAGUGAUGUUUACAGCGGACUUGCAGGUGUCGACUGCUACUACUUGCACGACGGCACCGGGCUGUGCGCGUGGGUGUCCGGCUGAUGUGGCUGUGGGCCCAUGUCAUUUAACCGGGGGGCUCUUAUCGUGCAAUUUAAAGUCACACUCCUGUGGAUUUGAGAUCCCAUAAUGUUCAGCCUUUAGGCCUUGAGAGCCUUUAUUGCCUUCCAUGCUUUCCGUAUUUUGAAUGGGGAAAAACAUUAGCAGAAGAAAUUAUUAAAAUUGUAUUUGAAAAUUGUGAUUAAUGCCGAUAUAGUUUAUUUAAACAAGCUGAGUACUUAGCAAUUUUUUUUAUGUACAUGUCAGCUGGCCUCGUGGUGGCAUGGAGACCACUUCUGGAUCACCGCUCACAGCGAGGGAUUGUAACUGCAGGUUUUUUGUUCACAAUCAUAUUUGUUUCAUCGAUAGGAUAACAUACAUCCACAGUGUUGUAUAGUUCCUUAAUGGAGCUAACACAUUGGACAGGCUUAUAUAAAAUGGAUAACAUCAAAUUUUUGUUUACAUGAAAGUGAACUUAUGCUGUGACGUGCUGCUGUUGUUCACCAAGAUUGAAUUGUGGUUCUCGCUGGAGUCGAGAGAGGACCCAAUGCAGACCUUUGGUGUUAAAUAACGAUACACAAUCUCUCCCCCAUGCAGACCAAUGAGACUGGAGUUGUCCCAUUGCCAAAACAAAUGUAAUCAUUCCGGUGCCGGUGUGAGGACUGGCAAAGUGUAAAUAUUCGAACCAGUGUCCGCGCACCUUUUGCCAUGCUGUCAUACAACAUGUUGUACAUUGCAUUUUAUUGUUUUCAAAUGAAGAUUGAUGCGGGCUAAUGUAUCAUUGUCAUGUGAAAGCCAAUGCAAACAACUGAUAAGAUGGAGCCAAAGGUAUCAAUGUUGUCUUUGUUAUUUUAAUACACUCAGUGGUGAUGUUGGGUCUGUAGGCCAUUCUGGGGGUGUUCUCUGUACCUUCCUGCAUAUACUGUGUGCAUGGCACAAUGCAAUCAGUAAUCAUUAAAAAUAAUAAAAUAUUUUAAAAUA